This is a messenger RNA of Phlebotomus papatasi, 410 nucleotides long. RefSeq names its product NEDD8 (gene Nedd8). The record is from RefSeq and is a predicted model, not a curated record. The transcript has 3 exons. NCBI's taxonomy places the organism in Eukaryota, Metazoa, Arthropoda, Insecta, Diptera, Psychodidae. Gene Ontology annotation, biological process: protein neddylation; regulation of proteolysis; modification-dependent protein catabolic process. Gene Ontology annotation, cellular component: nucleus; cytoplasm. The coding region runs from base 143 to 385 and encodes 80 amino acids. Gene Ontology annotation, molecular function: ubiquitin protein ligase binding; protein tag activity.
UAUGGAAUUGGGAAUGUGUCAGACUCAGACGGCGAGCGAGUUCAAUAGUCACGCUCAAAUACAAGUUUUGGUGGAUUUAUCGAAAGAAUUACUUUAAAAACAACCUAUCUGUAGAUUCUAGUGAGUUCUAAGAAGUUCCAAAAUGUUGAUUAAAGUGAAAACUCUCACAGGGAAAGAGAUCGAAAUCGACAUAGAACCCACGGAUAAGGUAGACAGGAUUAAGGAGCGUGUUGAGGAGAAAGAAGGAAUCCCUCCACAACAACAGAGAUUAAUUUUCUCAGGCAAACAAAUGAACGAUGACAAAACAGCGGCAGAUUACAAGGUUCAGGGUGGUUCUGUGCUGCAUUUGGUGUUGGCCCUGCGUGGGGGUGUAUCUCAUUUCUAAUAAAUUUUAUUAAGUUCAAGCGAAA